Messenger RNA from Pseudonaja textilis, 266 nucleotides. The record is from RefSeq and is a predicted model, not a curated record. Lineage: Eukaryota; Metazoa; Chordata; Lepidosauria; Squamata; Elapidae.
AUGCAUGGGCACCUGGAGGUCGUGAAAAUCCUCCUUGAAAGGUGCCACUACGUGCCGGACAGUCAGGACCACUGUGGAGUCACCCCGUUUAUGGACGCUAUACAAAACGGCCACUUGGACAUCGCCAGAGUCCUUCUAGAGAAACAUCAGGUGCGUUUUUCCUUCCACCUGGUCCGACAGGUGUAUCGGGAAGCUUUAUCCCCGAUAAAGUUAGGAGUACAGGUCGUUCUUCACUUUCCACUCAGCGGCCAUUCUACGUUACGACG